UUACACGCAAUCUGACUGCUGUUGGUAUUACAGUUCAUUUUUGAAAAGCUCAUAUUAGCCUCCUUCGCUUUAGCCGCCUCGUUUGCUUUAGCCGCCUCCACCACCACCACCAUCACCAGCUCCGCCCAUAGUCCCUCUCUCUCUCUCUCUCUCUCUCUCUCUCUCUCUAUACAUAUGAAACCGUGAAAUCCUUUAUGUAACCUUCUUUUCUCUACGCAACUAUUUGGGCUUGGAAGACUCUCUUAUCUCUAAAACACGAAAAACAGAGCAACCCAAGAAGCGCCUCCCCAGAAUACCUCUAACGCACAUACCCACCUGUUUGUUCUUUACAUAUACGUCUCUUUUGGUUUUUGCUUAACUGUGUUUGCUUCACAACUAGCUGGAUUGAAAGCUUUCCUUCUCUGUCUUUGUCGGGUUCAUUUCAAAACCUGGACUGGCAUAGAACAGGGGCUCUGAGGCUCUGCUCUUUUCUGUUCUCUUCUAAUCGCAAAAAGUAUAAAAGAGAAGAGAAAAAAGAUUUUUUUUUUUAAAUAUUUGGGUAUAUAUAUAUAUAUAUAGGUAGGGAAGAUGGUGCACUGCCAUCGUUACCAUCAGUUGAGGAAAGGUGAACAUGCGGAAGAUGAUGAAGCUCUUGCUUUUGUCUGUGCAAACUCUGGUUACUACAAGAGGAAAAGACCUAAGCUUCUUUCUCUUCUGCUUCUUUCUCUUCUCUCUUGUUGCCUUAUUUUGUUACCUCACCUGUUUUGCUCUUCCUCUGCUUUCUCUCUCUUGUAUUCAUUUGUUAUAGAAAAUGAUGAUGAGCUUGUUGCUGAUGUAAAGGCUCCGUUAUGUUCUUCAAUUUCGAACGGAACCAUAUGCUGUGAUAGGAGCAGUUUUCGUUCAGAUAUCUGUAUUAUGAAAGGAGAUGUAAGAACACAAUCUGCUUCUUCUUCAAUCAUCCUCUACACCUCAAGUAAUACCAGUACUUUGAUUAAAGAAGAUGGGCAAUUCCAGCGUGAAAUGAUCAAACCUUACACUAGAAAAUGGGAAACAAGUGUUAUGGAUACAAUUGAUCAAUUAGACCUCAUAUCAAAGCAAGAAAAAUCUGCAAUUCACCACCAAUGUGAUGUCACACAUCAUGUACCGGCGGUGGUCUUUUCGACAGGAGGCUAUACUGGAAACGUUUAUCACGAAUUCAAUGAUGGGAUUUUGCCUUUGUACAUUACAUGCCAGCAUCUGAACAAGAAAGUUGUGUUUGUUAUGCUUGAGUAUCAUUCUUGGUGGAUGAUGAAGUAUGGGGACAUUCUUUCGCAUCUUUCGGAUUAUCCUGCAAUUGAUUUUAGUGGGGAUAAGAGAACUCAUUGCUUCCCUGAAGUCAUUGUUGGUCUCAGAAUCCAUGAUGAACUCACUGUGGAUCCUUCUUUGAUGCAAGGGAAUAAGAACAUUGUCGAUUUUCGAAAUCUCCUAGACAAAGCCUAUUGGCCUCGAAUUAAAGGUUUGAUUCAACAGGAGGAACUAGAAGCUGAGAAGAAACUAGAACAGAAAGUUCAAUCUUUAUCCCCAUCAUCAGGAAACUUGUUAGAUUUCAGAAAAGAUGUUCAAGAGGCAAAAAUGAAGAGACCUAAAUUGGUUAUCUUAUCUAGAAAUGCAUCAAGAGCUAUAACUAAUGGAGAUUUGUUAGUGAAGAUGGCUGAAGGAAUUGGAUUCAGAGUUGAAGUUUUGAGGCCUGACAGGACAACAGAACUGGCAAAGAUUUAUCGGUCGCUUAAUUCGAGUGAAGUGAUGAUUGGUGUUCAUGGUGCUGCCAUGACUCAUUUUCUGUUUAUGAAGCCUGGUUCAGUGUUCAUACAAGUGAUUCCUCUUGGAACAGAAUGGGCAGCGGAGACAUAUUAUGGAGAGCCUGCUAGGAAACUUGGUUUGAAGUAUAUUGGGUACCAAAUUAUGCCCAGGGAAAGCUCAUUGUCUGAUAAAUAUGAUAAAAGUGAUCCUGUUCUACAAGACCCAAGAAGCAUAGCACAAAAGGGUUGGCAGUACACCAAGAAAAUCUAUCUUGACAGCCAAAAUGUGAGGUUAAAUCUUGCAAGAUUUCAGAAAAGAUUAAUUCGUGCCUAUCAACACUGCAAGAAAAUGGAUACCCAUCUUCAUCUUCAUCACCAUUCUCAUUAAUAUUUCUUCCAUUUCAGGAUCUUGGAGAUGUUGUCAUCACUUAUUCUUUACCAUUUAUUAUUGAUUGAUGUUCGUAUUGUACAUUGAAAUGCACAUAAUUGCAGAUAGGAAGAGACCAUUGCAAUUAUACAUCUUCUGUUCUGUACCUGUAAACACAAAAUUCAAAAAUUGAGUCCAUUUAUUUGAAGUUUAGGUCUGUGCAAAA
Molecule: messenger RNA, 2350 nt
Organism: Hevea brasiliensis (rubber tree)
Lineage: Eukaryota; Viridiplantae; Streptophyta; Magnoliopsida; Malpighiales; Euphorbiaceae
Product: xylan glycosyltransferase MUCI21
Exons: 3
Coding region: 568-2145 (525 amino acids)
Molecular function (GO): glycosyltransferase activity
Source: RefSeq, a predicted model, not a curated record